AUGGAAAAAUCGUCGGUAGUUCAUGAUGAAGAAACACAAAAUGAAGACGAAUGUAAAGUUUGCCAGGAACGUUUUACAGAAUCAGGCAGUUUAGCAGCGACUGAAAAAGUACACAUUGAAAAUGAACCUGAGGAAAAACCGUUUGAAUGUGAUGUUUGUAAGAAAAGAUUUGCACAAGCAUCCUAUUUAUUAAGACAUGCAAGAACACACACAGGAGAGCAACCUUUUGAAUGUGGUGUUUGCAAAAAAAGGUUUACACAUGAAAGCAAUUUAGCACGUCAUAAAAGGGUACAUAGCAAACCUUAUAGAUGUGAUGUUUGUAACAAAAGAUUUGCUGAAUCGAAACUCUUACUUAGACAUAAAAGAACACAUAGUGGGGACAAGCCUUACGGAUGUGAUGUUUGCGAAAAAAGGUUCACAGACGGAAGCAAUUUACGGCGCCAUAAAAAAUCGCAUACUAAACCUUACGAAUGUGAGGUGUGCAAGAAAAGGUUUUCAGAGGCGAGUUAUUUAGUCAGACAUAGGCGAACACACACUGGUGAGAGACCGUUUGAAUGUGAUGUUUGCAAGAAAAGAUUUUUCAGCUUAAUAUUAGUGAAGAAGCAUAAGAGAAUACAUACUGGUGAAAGACCUCAUGAAUGCGAUGUUUGUAAAAGGCGAUUUAGUGAUGUAAGCAAUUUAAGGCAACAUGAAAGAACACAUACCAAGCCUUACGAAUGCGAUGUUUGCAAUAAAAAGUUUUCACACUCACAGUAUUUAGAAAAGCAUAAGAGAACACAUACCGGAGAUAAGCCUUAUGAAUGUGAUGUUUGUAAGAAAGGAUUUCUGGACUCGGUUGCUUUGGGGAAACAUAAAACGAUUCACACUGGCAACAAACCUCAUGAAUGUGAUGUGUGCAAAAAAAGAUUUGCUGAUCCAAGCAAUUUCUUACAUCACAAGAGAACACAUACAAAUCCUUAUAAAUGUGAUGUUUGCCAGAGGGGAUUUUCAAAAACCAAGUAUUUGCUUGACCAUAAAACAACACAUACUGGUGAAAAACCUUAUGAAUGUGAUGCUUGCAAGAAAAAAUUCUCUCAUUCUGGUUCAUUAAGUAGGCAUAGAAGAACACACACCAAUCCUUAUGAGUGUGAUGUUUGCAAGAAAAUAUUCACAGAUCCAAGCAAUUUAUUACAUCAUAAAAGAACACAUACCAGACCUUAUGAAUGUGAUUUUUGCAAGAAAGAAUUUUCACAGUCGAGCUAUUUAAUAAAACACAAGAAGUGUCACCAUGGAAUCAAAGCAGAGGAAUAUGAAAUUUCCCAACCAAGAUUUAUAUUGCCAAAGCCAUUAAGUGUGUCUGAGAAAACACCAAUUAAGCUGUAUGAAUGUGAUGCUUGCAACAAAAAAUUUAUUUACUCAGAUUCUUUAAGUAAGCAUAAAAAGACUCACACUGGUGACAAUACUCAUGAAUCUAGUGCAUUGCAAGAAACACCUGUGAAACCUUGUGAAUCACCUUAUGUUCCCAUUACAGGAUACACAACAGAUACAACAAACAAGUCUUAUCAGUGUGAUGUUUGUAAGGCCAGUUUUUCUCAAUUACUUGCUUUUAGCAGGCACAAGAGCGUAAGAUGUUCAGCAAAACAUAGAGUAAAACACACUGGGGAAAAGCCUUUUGAAUGUGAUGUUUGUGGCAAAAGAUAUGCACAAUCAUGCUAUUUAAUAAAACACAAGAAAAGCCACAAAGUACAGGAAGAUGAAAUUUCCCAACCGAAAUUUAUAUUACCUAAACCAUUAGAUGCAUCUGAAAAAACACCCAUUAAACUUUAUGAAUGUGGUGUUUGCAAGAAAAAAUUUAUAUACUCAGAUUCUUUGAACAAACAUAGAAGAACUCACACUCGCAGCAAAUCUGAUAAAUGUGAGGUUUCCAGAAGUGGAUGUGUAGUGCCAGACCAAUCUAGUGUGUCCCAGAAAGCACCAGUUGAACAUCAAAAGACAGACACAGCAGACAAACCCUACCAAUGUGGUGUUUGCAAAGCCAGUUUUUCCCGAUUAGUUGCUCUUAAUAGACAUAAGAAAGCAAGCUGUUCAGCAAAACGUGGAACAAAUACUGAAGAAAAACCUUAUAAAUGUGAUAUUUGUAAGAAACAAUUUUCACAAUCUGCUAGCUUAAAAAGACAUGAAAAAACGCGUUCAGGAUGCAAACCAUAUGGAUGUGAUACUUGCAAUUUGAGAUUUACAUUUAGAGAAAAUCUUCAGUUUCACCUGAUCGGACACCUUAAAGAUGCCCCAAUUUUAUGCAAAACUUGUGGAAGGGAAAUUUCCAGAUCACAAGAGCUGCAAGAAAAUAUUAAUAUGCGAUUCAAAUUAGCACAACUGAAAUCAGAUGACCACGGUAACAACGUUUCCUAUCAAUGUGAUUCUUGCCAAGACAUAGAAUCAAAUGAACCGUCAGGUACUGGUUACGUCUGUUCUCUCUGUGGCUGUGGCUGCGGUAAUCUGAAAGAACUUGAAGAUCACAUGGUUAUCCACAAUGACAAUGUAGAUACUGAAGAAGCUGCAUAUUAUAUAAUACAGUCGCAUGGAAAGUGCUCAAUAGUUGAUGAGAGUGGUUUAUGUACAGAUGAAAAAAAGACAUAA
Molecule: messenger RNA, 2616 nt
Organism: Paramuricea clavata
Lineage: Eukaryota; Metazoa; Cnidaria; Anthozoa; Malacalcyonacea; Plexauridae
Source: the annotation of a GenBank genome assembly